AUGGAUAUUAUCGCUGUUAAACAAAUUGAUCCACUAAUAAUUAGUGACUAUGAUGUGAAAAAUGAGCUGCUGGCUCUAGAUGUCUCAAAGUGUGCUGGGCCAGAUGGAGUUCAUCCAAAAAUUGUUAGAAUUUUAGCGGGAAAUGAUAAUUUUGUGAGUGCCGUAACAGCUUUAUAUAGAUCUAUUUCAGACGUCAGACAAUUCCCAGAAACUUGGAAGAGAGCAAUUAUAAUUGCAUUACAUAAAAUGGGGGCAUUUAGUGAUGCUGGAAAUUAUUGA
Messenger RNA from Paramuricea clavata, 279 nucleotides. The record is from the annotation of a GenBank genome assembly. Lineage: Eukaryota; Metazoa; Cnidaria; Anthozoa; Malacalcyonacea; Plexauridae.